Messenger RNA from Anthostomella pinea, 1308 nucleotides. The record is from the annotation of a GenBank genome assembly. NCBI's taxonomy places the organism in Eukaryota, Fungi, Ascomycota, Sordariomycetes, Xylariales, Xylariaceae.
AUGGAUCCACUUUCGAUCAUCGCAGGCAUUGCCGGUAUCUCACAGGCUGGAGCCUCACUAUCGCGAGUCUUGUACGACAUGAUUUCAGCUGCCCGCAACGCCCCGAAAGAGAUGACUGACAUGGCGAGGGGGAUAUCCGAGCUAUCAACCAUUCUCGAUGAACUGCGCCGUAUCCUCAGAAACGGAAAGGAUGUCUAUCGCCGGAAACUGCUGCGGCGCGUGGGGAACAUCAAGGCUGUGCUAGCCAAGAGAAACGAUGAUGAUGACAAAGAAGACCAGAACAAUGCGACUUUUGCGCGACAGCAAGCAGAAAAUAUGGUUCAUGUCUCGUACCAUCAUCUAAGAGAGCUUGCGAGCUCAGCAAUGAAAAAGGCCCAGUCUUCUACAUCAGACGACGACGAUGAGGCGAUCUGGUUGUACGACUUGGUCUUUUCUGCAGCAGUCACAGCACGGGAUGAAGCAGAUGAAGAGCCAACCCGACAGGAAUCUCAGAAGAAACCGAAGCCGAACGCGACAGCAAGGCCGGCCUCAAAUGACACCGUGCUUCGCCAAGGCAACGCCCUGCAUUCGUUUCAAGUUUUGGCUCAAGGCUCACCUCCAGCCCCAAGCGUCAUCAACGAACUCCUAUCUGAAUGGACGACGCUCACCGAAGAUCAGUUCGAGGGGAUAAGCACACCGGAGGAAAAGGACGAAGAGACAGAGAUCAAAAAGGCUCAAAGCACGACCAACGACAAGACCACACAGAUGAUCGAUUUCCACGAUUGUGUGGGACGCAAGUCCAAGUUCCCCUUCCAUCUCGUUCAGGAGCGGUCGGGGAUGGAGCAGCUCAUAGAGGAGAUGUUCCGAAAUGUGGACGUCAUAGGGCCAUAUGUAGAUCUUGGACGUUGCGAUCUCCUAGGUUCAGGCGGCUAUAUCAUCUUACCGUCGCUGUGGAAGCAUGCCAUCCACCCCGAUGCAGUCAUCAACAUGAAUAUGUGGCCUAUAGACAGACCCCCCACGCAGUCAUCGAACAGGAGGUUCAGCGAUGGGGUUCAAGCCAGCCCACUACCUCCACCGCCUGUAGGCGCCCUACCGUCGAUGAGAGCUACUGUACCUCCCACCUCUGGCUCAUCAGAAGGAGCUGCGAUCCCCCAGGAACCACACGGACUAGUCGAAGGAGAUAUUUUCCAGAAACGCCAGACCGAUAUACCUGAUGUAGAACCAUCUCUCAAGCCAGAGCUGGAGGUCAGAGUGGAAACUCGGAGGAGUAGACACGGGCUGAAAAACGACCCGUCGCAAAAACUGAAGUUCAAAAAUGUGACUUUGUAG